UUUCUUUCCAUUCUUCUUCUUUUUCUUUUUACUUAACUCGAUGAUCAUCAAAUGUAACAUUCUUCAUUAAAUUCAAUAUUCAACAUGUUAUUGAAAUUUAUUAAUCUAUGGGAUUUGUCGGAAGAAAAAAUUCCAUGGAAUUUUUAUAUAAUUAUGUUAACCAUCGUAAUCGUUCGAUCAUCGUGACCAUAUAUGGCAUUCAAGGAUCAAUCGAUUAAUUUAACGCAGAUUUGAGCGGGUAUCGAGAAUACGAACGAUUAGAACGAAUUAAUGAUUCGUUCAAGUCAUUGUCGUGGGAAGAUUCGGUCCCAGGACAUCAUGAAGCAACGAGUCCUACUCGCCUUUGCCAAUGUUAUCACUUCUUUUGCUUCAUUUCUUGUAACGACGAGUGCAAAAACAUCAAUGAGACAAAGAACACAAAGUAACAAUCAUAGCAACAUUAGUGAGUUACUCGACAAUCUUCUUCGUGGUUACGACAACAGCGUGAGACCGGAUUUUGGUGGACCACCAGCAACGGUAGAAGUUGACAUUAUGGUCCGUAGCAUGGGUCCAAUCUCUGAAGUCGACAUGACAUACUCGAUGGAUUGUUACUUUAGACAGUCAUGGGUAGAUAGACGUUUAGCAUUUCAAGGUGGCAAGGAAACACUCGCUCUCAGCAUAUCAAUGUUGGCAAAAAUUUGGAAACCCGACACUUACUUUUAUAAUGGCAAACAGAGCUAUCUACACACCAUCACUAGUCCAAACAAGUUUGUCAGACUUUAUAAAGACGGUAGGGUGCUGUAUAGUUCACGACUCACGAUCAAAGCUGGAUGUCCGAUGAAUCUUGAAGAUUUUCCCAUGGAUACGCAAAGAUGUCCAUUGAAAUUUGGCAGUUUUGGAUAUACAACUCGCGAUGUCAUCUACAAAUGGAACAACGAUAGACAAGUUGCCAUAGCGGAAGACAUGAAGCUAUCCCAAUUCGAUUUAGUCGCAAAUCCUACUGCGAAUCACUCGACAACUCCCUCUCUGUCUCAUGCGGAAUACUCAAUGCUAUUGGUAUAUUUUCACCUGCAAAGACACAUGGGUAACUUUUUAAUACAAGUUUAUGGGCCUUGCAUACUUCUGGUAGUACUCUCUUGGGUCUCAUUUUGGUUAAACAGAGAAGCUACUGCUGAUCGAGUAUCACUUGGUAUUACAACUGUCCUGACGAUGACCUUUUUAGGAUUAGAAGCUAGAACAGAUUUACCUAAAGUACCUUAUCCUACUGCCUUGGACUUUUUCGUCUUUCUUUCAUUUGCCUUCAUCUUUGCCACGAUCAUUCAAUUCGCUGUAGUACACUACUUCACUAAAUAUGGUUCGGGCGAGUGUUAUUUCAGCUCUGAUUUAAGCGACACCGAAAGCAGUUCCAGCGAAAACGAGGAAAUCUCGCGGUCACCGUCCAAGCACGGAACGAAUCGUCGUCAAAAGAAUUCGGGUAAUUCGAUUCCUGGAAGUAGUAGAAAUUUCACAGUUAACGGUGAUGGUUUUAUCGAAGUAAUACCAUUGUCGUCUGUAAUUCCUGAUCGAGAACGAACUAUCAGCCAUUGGCAACUACCUUGUGUUUCUUGUUCUCCAUCGAUGAGCCAUCAUCGUCGAGGAAAUCCUCAUCAUCAAACGGUUCCAACUUUGACGCCAAUAUCGAUACCACAGGCACAGGCUCAGUCUCAACCCAAACCUCAACAACCUCAACCUCAAUCUCAAUCUCAAGCUCAACCUGGGCAAGCGGCCCAGUCACAGCCUAUAAAAUCUUCCUCCCCUGAAAGGAUCGAUUCGCCUAGUAAAAAAAUUCCACCAAGAAGAAGACGUAGACGUACGCCAAGAUAUAAUUCGGUUUCGAAAAUCGAUCGUGCCAGUCGCGUCGUAUUUCCAUUAUUUUUUCUCGCAAUAAAUCUAUUCUAUUGGUACGCUUAUCUUUCUAGAAGCGAACGUAUCAAUUAUUAUAAUUCAAAUCCCAAUGGGGCGUGAUAAGACGAGAAGGAGCGUACGUUCGCUCCAAUUUUUCUCAAUCGUUACCGAUCUCGCGAGAUAUGUAAAACAAAAGAAUCAAAUAGUAGAAUCUUACUUGAUAAUACGAUUAACAUAAGUUUUAGAAUCAUAAAUGGUUUACCAAAAAGUGUUCCUCUAAUAAUAUACAUAUAUAUGUAAAUACGUAUAACCCAUUGAAUGUGAAUUAUUAAUAAUUUUAGUCACAUCGUUCUCCUUUCGUUUAAUACGAGAGCUAAUCAGAACACCCAAGCUUUUUGACCUCGAUAUCGUCUAAUCGUUGUCAAGUAUUCCGUUAAAAAAUAAGUGCUUGUAUAUACAUAUAUACAUAUAUAUGCUUUUCUGAACUUGACCUCAAACUUAAAAGCCUUUAACAUCUAAGAAAUAUGAAUAUGAUUCUAUCAGAACAAAGCUCGUAUAAGAUUUAUUUAUUAUAUUUAAAUGUAAUUAUCUAGUAAACAAAAAUUAAUUCUAUAUUAUUAAAAACUUGUUGAAAAAUAAUUGGAAUAUUGCUAGUCACAAAUAUAUAACCGUUUUGAAUAAUUUCAAUUAUUACUUAUAAUAAGUCAAUGUUUACUUUAGCAAAAAUAGUAACCGAUGACCUAUCAAUUAUUUUCUUUAUCUAUAAUAAAAAUACAUUUAAUGAUCUUUCUUGAAAAGAGCUCAUAAAUCUUGGCAUCAAAUGUUAAAAGCUAUAACAAACUUCAUUGACAUGUUUGCUAUGCUAUUAAGAUUAUUUUGUCGCAUUCAUCAAAGAGAAAAUUAUCUUUUAAAAAACUAAUACAACUAGCAUGUAUUUCACAUUGAAAAAUUAUACGUGUGUCGUUCAUCUAUUAUAGUCUUAGAUGUCUUCAAAGUCAAAGUAUUACGUUAAAUAUUAAAUAAACAAUAUCCUUGUGAUCCUAUUUCUUCGUAAUACAAUAUUUAUACAAUCGUGGCGUGGCGUGGCUUCAUAUUUAAAAAAAGUUACAUAAAAUAUUA
Polistes dominula (European paper wasp) is the source of this 2982-nucleotide messenger RNA. RefSeq names its product GABA-gated ion channel (gene Grd). NCBI's taxonomy places the organism in Eukaryota, Metazoa, Arthropoda, Insecta, Hymenoptera, Vespidae. The record is from RefSeq and is a predicted model, not a curated record. Gene Ontology annotation, cellular component: membrane. Gene Ontology annotation, biological process: monoatomic ion transmembrane transport. Gene Ontology annotation, molecular function: extracellular ligand-gated monoatomic ion channel activity; GABA-A receptor activity.